Molecule: messenger RNA, 2502 nt
Organism: Spirodela intermedia
Lineage: Eukaryota; Viridiplantae; Streptophyta; Magnoliopsida; Alismatales; Araceae
Source: the annotation of a GenBank genome assembly
AUGAACCCAGAGGAGGCUAUGGAGAAGUAUGUCGCUCUUCUUUCAGAUAAUAUGCCCAGGUGGACGCCACAAAAGCACAAAGUACGAUUCCUGCUUCGUGGGAUGGAUCCAUUUCUUUGCGUUAAUUACCUCCUCAUAAAAACCUUUUAGCUGUCGUCUAACAUUCGUCAAUUGGUAAUUGUUCUUGUUUCAGACUGAAGGUGAUCAUUUGGAAGGAGAGGGCUCUAUAAGUGAAGGGAUAACCGAUUAUGGGGUUGGCUUUUCAAGCUCACAACUUCAGGAUCAAAUAAAUGAAAGGUAUCAUUUUAAAGCUUUCAUCUGCACCCAUCGGACGCCAUAGUCUACAUUUUUCUGUUUUCUCUUAACCAUUGGUCAAGCAUUCUGCAGGGAACCAGAAACCCAUUCUUACAGUGAAGAAUGUGAUGUGGAUGGUAUUUCUGAAGGCAAUGGACAAGGUAAGACCAAGAAACAUCUUGUUACUUUCUUAGAGUAUUGAUCCUAUUUUUUAUUCAGCUGUCUUUUUAGGACCGAGAUGUAAUAUUCCAAAUUUAUUUAUUGACUAGGACAUAUCUAAUCCCAUUUCAAUUGAUCUCUGGCUUAUGGAAUUUUCUGCUGUAAAUUCUCCGUAUAAAUUAAGGGCACACUAUCUUAGAACAUCCUCUAGAAAACUCUGCAUAAGACUUCAUUGAAAAGAGUCCUUUAACAGAACUCUGUUCCGAUCCAGACGUUUUGGGACUCGAAGGAGGAAGAAACCACCCGUUGUGUCGGUCGAAACAUACCUCCUUGCAUCUCACGAAACUGCUGGUAUCAUGAUCGUGAUUCAUUAUUGUCAAAUAUCUGUACUAAAACCAUCCCUAUUGGAUUUCUGGGUGAUGAUUACUCCAGCCCAGGAUUUUGGUCAAUGAUAUUCAUGCUCACAUUGAGUUUAAAUAAUCGAUGCAAAACGUAAAUAUUAUUAUAAAAACAGAAGAAAAAACAACGACACUCCUAAGUCAAAUAUCAAAUGUUGAGCAUUUGACUCCUAUUUUUCAGGCCGGUUCAUAUCAAAUAUCAGAUAGUGGCUCAGAGAGAACUAUAGCACAUAUAUGCAUAUCUUCUAGUCUAUUCGGGGGUAUAUCUACCCGACAUGAAUCGUUAAAUCAUCAAAAUACACUGAGGACACCAUAUACAGAAUUCUUCUUCUUCUUCUUCUUCUUCUUCUUCUUCUUCUUUUUUUUUUUUUAAUUUUUAGGGGGGGAGGAGGGAAAGCAGAAAAAGAAGAGGUAAACAUCUUACUCUAAGCAAAAAUGUUACUUAGUAGAUCCAUAUUGCCUUCUCUCUCAUCUUUAAUCCUCCUUUGGUCCCCUUCUAUCUCUCUAGCCAACUGCUGGCUCCAUCUCAAAAGCAUCUGACUGAUUCACCGUACCCAAUCUACCCGUGUCUUGCAGGUUAUCAUGCAUGAGCUUCAUUGAUCUGAUAUUUUCUGUACAUGGCUCGUGGUGGCCGACUCCCGCAUCCCAAUUAUCUAAAUGCCCAACAGACUGGCUCCUCAUGUGGAUCUACGUCUGUAGUUGAUGCCGUCAUCUCAUGCUGAGGGCGAUUACCACCAUUCUACUCCCACUGCUCCAGCUUUAGAGAAAGGCAAGCUGCCGCUGCUCCCUCCUCGUGCCUAUAUCUGGCCAGAAGGAUUGUCGUUGGGUACAACUUCACAUCCUCCCGAGAUGUUUCUUCGUGGAGAGUAAUGAUUCCGUUCUUGAUCGAAGCUCUAUUUUCUGGUAAUGUUAGAGAGAAAUGGGAAAUAUGUGAACUUAGUCAACGAGGGGGGUAGGAUAUUCCCUGUAUGGUAUCUUCUUGCCUUCCAUUUCCCUCUUUUUUACUUAAUUUGGGUCCACGGGAGAAGGGCGUGAAGGAUCGGUGACUUGAAGGAGUUGGGCUUCUCGCAUUCUCAACGAGUGUUUCUGGGCUCGAGUAUCCCGCCAGAUUAGUCAACGAAUUUGGGCUCCCGCCUCCAUUUCAGCCUUUCGCAUUAAGUCAACUACAGGGUGUGGAUGUGAAUACACUUGGUGGGUUGGUUUCUCGCAUAGUCCACGAGUGUCUUUGGACUCAAAUACCAAGGCAGAUUAGUCAACGAAUUUGGGCUCCCGCCUCCAUUUCAGCCAUUCACAUUAAGUCAACUACACGGGUUUGGGAGUGACUCUUUUUUCAUUGACUAUGAUUUGUUUUAUUAUCGAUAGAUCAGAGCAGCUAUCAUUGGACCGAAAAUAUUCAGAACGAGUGUGCUUAGGGUGGGUAUUAAUCUAUAAUUUGACAGGUAUUAAUGACGCGACCAUAGAAAGGGUUUCAGGGUUUAAGGAUCCUCCCCGGGCCCGGGCUUCGGACCGGGCCCAAAUAUAUGUUUCCUGGGCCCAGACCCGGAGGACAAACGGGGAGCACGAGCGUUCCCGAACUGGACUGGCCGGCCCGUGUCGAUUCGGGUUUUCCGGGCCCAUCGACGCCCUUAUUGCGCCCCGCUACGUCACAUAG